This is a messenger RNA of Amyelois transitella, 450 nucleotides long. RefSeq lists its product as uncharacterized. The record is from RefSeq and is a predicted model, not a curated record. Lineage: Eukaryota; Metazoa; Arthropoda; Insecta; Lepidoptera; Pyralidae. The transcript is spliced from 4 exons. Bases 7 to 450 code for a protein of 147 amino acids.
AAACUGAUGACUACGGCGGCUGCCUUGGUAUUCACUUUGUCCCUUCUUGUCAACGACGUAACCUUGUGGUCUGCUCGCAAUGAAAACAUCCUGAAAGAUGAGAACAAAGCAUCCACAUUGGUAUAUCUCUUCAGUAUAAGUUUGGUUAUUAGUAAGAUAGAUUUUCUGCCAUUUUUUCUUUAUCAGAAAUGUCCUAUUAUCUAUCAUCUUUUGGAGGUAAUUAUUACGAUAUCAUUGAUAGAAUUCAGUUUACAUUAUCUAUGGAGGGGAGUUCAAGAUCUUGUACACCUGCAUGCUGAUGAUAUCCUGGUAAUGCUAACAGACAAUUAUCAUUUAAAUUGGCUGGUAUGUUACUUGUGCUGUGGCAAUACGGGAUGUACAGAAAAUUUUAUAGCACUCUUACUUAAAGCUAUCAGUUUUUAUACGCUGUUUUCCGGAUAUUUUGGUUAA